AUGGCCCAUUCCAACCUCCUGCAAUAUGAGUCGACUCAUCCGCUGUAUGGGAUUGCAUUCUCGCAGAAUCCGCAGCACCCACAGCGCAUCGCGUUGACAUCGUACUUCACGGGUCCGACGAACAAGCUCUUUGUCGUCGACGCAAACGCGAGUAAUGGAUCGGGGUACACCCCCACCCAGGACUUCCACCAGCUGGCCUCUGGCAACCUCGCCUUCCCUGCCACCAAGGUGGGCUGGGAGCCCGAACAGUCGCUCGCUGGCGCGCGGCAUGAAGGGAACGGAGGUCGCGGCGAGCUGCUGGCGACGACUGGUGACGUACUCCGCAUCUGGGAGUUGAAGAUGUGGGAGGGCCCCGACUCGAAUCGUGUUGGAUAUGGACGAAAUGGCUACAUGGACACGGGUGCGGACAACUAUACCCUCACAGAACGGAGUAUGCUCUCGAACAGCAAGCAACACAUGUACAACCUUCCCCCCAUCACAUCGUUCUCUUGGAACCCGACCGCACCGGCAUCAAUCGUGACGUGCUCAACAGACACUACUGCUACGCUCUGGGACAUCAACACGUCCCAAGCGCUGACGCAGCUCAUCGCACACGACCGUGCAGUCUAUGACCUGUCGUGGCUCCCCCAGAGCUCUGACAUCUUUGUGUCUGUUGGCGCCGACGGCUCACUGCGCGCAUUUGACCUGCGUCAACUGGAGCACUCGACUAUUCUGUACGAGACCCCCAACGCAGCGCCAUUGGCGAGGAUAGCUUUCAGCAACCGCGAACAGCACAUGCUCGCGUGCUUCAGUAUGGACGACUCGCGUACUUUAAUCCUCGACAUGCGAAGCCCAGGACAACCCGUUGCGGAGCUCCUGGGCCACGGCGCUGCGCUGAGCGGUAUCGCAUGGGGCAACGGCGGCAGUAGCAGUGGAGCCACGGGAGGUGGAUGGAUUGCCAGUUGCAGCGAUGACGCGCAACUGCUGCUGUACGACCUGACCAAGCCGCUCCCCACCGAGGGUGAGACGCGGCCGAGAUCGCGCAACAAUGACCCGUACACACUCUCAUCGCCAGCGACGCCCAGUGGCCGGACACCUUCCCCCGGAACGACGCGUGCGCUCGAGAUCCAGCCCGUCAAGGCAUGGAGCGCGCCUACCGAGGUGAACAACCUGGCAUUCUCGCACACUGGCGACGUUGUCGGCUGUGUGAGCGGACAACGGCUGAACGUGCUGCAAUUGUAG
This is a messenger RNA of Apiotrichum porosum, 1221 nucleotides long. RefSeq lists its product as uncharacterized. Gene Ontology annotation, cellular component: nucleus. Gene Ontology annotation, molecular function: protein binding. The coding region runs from base 1 to 1221 and encodes 406 amino acids. The transcript has 5 exons. Lineage: Eukaryota; Fungi; Basidiomycota; Tremellomycetes; Trichosporonales; Trichosporonaceae. The record is from RefSeq and is a predicted model, not a curated record.